UAUUAAUAAAUUAUUAUCAGAUAUUAGAGAAAUGAAAACUAAUUUUCAAAUUCAAAUUCAGUUGAAGGACAACGAGUUGUCAAAUUUGAGAAAAAAAUAUGAGCAGUUCCAAAUUAGAGUAAACGAAUUUGGAGAUAAUUCAUCGAGAAUUGUUCAAUCAAAUUUUUAUGACCAUCAAAAUACAUUGGACAAGUUGACCAAAGAAAAUGAGUUAUUAAAGAGGAAAAACAAAGAGUUGUUGAAUGAAAAAAAUUCUUUGGUUUCAAAAUUAGCUGAAGAGUUUGAUCAAUGUCCAAUAGCGUCGUUUGAAUAUGGAAACGAAAGCUACAAUGAUAUAAGAAAAUUAACUAAAUCUGUGAAGGCUGAAAACGUGGAUACAAGAUGCUGUGAUAAGUUCUCCGAUUUGUGUGUGACAGAACUCAAUGAAAAUAUGGCUUUCAUCGGUGUUGUUGAUGUCGUUGUCCAAAAAGCAUCUGAUGUUAUCAAAGUCCAACAAACGCAAACAAUUGAAGACCCAAUGAAAAUCUUCGAAGCUAAUAUCGAUAACGUGUCAUUCACAAAGACUAUCUCAAGUGAUCUCAAAGUAGAAUCAAAUUGUCUAGAUAAGACGAAGAACGAUAUAAUUUCCAUUGAAGAAAACUGCUGCAAAAUGACCGUCAAAUUCACCGGUCAUAAUGACAUAGAAAACAUCUUAAAACUAGACCAAAUCACAACGUUUAAUACUACUGUUAACGAUAAAAAAAAAAAACUCGCAUACAAUAAAUUAGAUGCACGUAUUAAAUCUGAUCCGGUUUGUGCACUGCAAGAAUUGUGUAUGUACCGAGAUUGGAUACUACCGGAUUAUAAGUUUUUCAAAGAAGGUGAUAGUAAAACUUUUACUUAUUCGGUAGAGUGUACCGUACUAUCAUUCACAGUCAGGGUCGAGGGUCUACUGAAGAAAGAGGCUAAACGAAAAGCUGCUACAUUGAUGUACCAAAAAAUUAAAAAGUCAGAAAACCCGAUGACAUUCUAGAUUGUUAGCAUCA
Molecule: messenger RNA, 1025 nt
Organism: Sipha flava (yellow sugarcane aphid)
Lineage: Eukaryota; Metazoa; Arthropoda; Insecta; Hemiptera; Aphididae
Exons: 5
Coding region: 32-1012 (326 amino acids)
Source: RefSeq, a predicted model, not a curated record